This is a messenger RNA of Diuraphis noxia (Russian wheat aphid), 2295 nucleotides long. Its product is annotated as E3 SUMO-protein ligase ZBED1-like. Lineage: Eukaryota; Metazoa; Arthropoda; Insecta; Hemiptera; Aphididae. The record is from RefSeq and is a predicted model, not a curated record. Gene Ontology annotation, molecular function: DNA binding; protein dimerization activity.
AUGAAUCGUAAGACCAGUGUGAUUUGGGAUUAUUUCACAGUAAUUGAAAGUGAUAAAGCUAAACAUAUAAAAUCUAUACAUCCAACAACUGAUUUGUCCAAACGUUCAAGACCUAAUUUUGAUGUAGAAGAAAAUAACCCAGAUGAUCCUCCUAGUAACAAUGGCAAUCUAUCAGCAUCAACAUCUUCUAAUUCUGGUGUCGUAUCAACUUCAACAUCUAAUAGAGAUAGGUCYCCUCUUCUUCAUCGUCAGCCGUCAUCAUCAAUUCGUCCACAGCAAUGUCAAAUUUCUAAUUAUUUCAGCAAACCAGUAACUGCAUCAAAAAGGCAAUUAAUUGACCAACAGGUAAUUAAAAUGAUAGUAAAAGAAUAUUACCCCUUUAGUAUCGUUGAAGAUGUUGAAUUUAUAAAGCUGGUAAAUAUGUUGAACCCUGGUUAUUCCCUUCCCUCUAGGAAAACCCUUUCAACAUCAUUAUUGCCUGUUCUUUAUAAUGAAAUAUACAAAAAAGUCCAAUCAGAUAUUGAAGUUAAUGCACAGUAUGUUGCCUUAACUACAGAUGCGUGGACAUCACUUAAAAAUGAGAGUUAUACGGCAAUUACUGUACACUUCAUAGAUCAAAACUGUGAAUUAAAAUCAUAUUUACUUUCAUGUGCAAAAUUUCCAAUGAGACACACAAGUGAAAAUAUUAAAKAYURUCUUCAAAAUAUUGUAAGGCAAUGGGGUUUGCAAAAUAAAAUAGCAGCUUGUACUACUGACAAUGCUUCAAACAUAACUUCAGCGAUUCGCUUAUGUCAGUGGAGACAUGUUUCAUGCUUUGCCCAUAGCCUUAAUCUUAUUGUUCAAUCUUCUCUGGACCAAAUCAAAGAAACUAGAGUUAAAGUUAAAAGCAUUGUCGAGUACUUUAAAAGAAGUACACUAGCCACAGAAAAAUUGAACCAAAUGCAGGAACAAUUAGGUUACUCUCCAGUCCAUACACUAAUACAAGAUGUAGUCACCCGUUGGAAUUCUACGUUUCAUAUGUUCCAACGGUUUUUUGAAUUAAAAACUCCAAUAUUGUCUUCCUUAGCAGAUCUUAAUUAUGAUGUCAGUUUAACUUCGGAUGAUUGGCAGAUAAUCAGUAAAUCUUGCGAUAUUCUGAAACGAWUUGAAGAAAUAACUAUUGAAAUGAGUAGUGAAAAAGGUGUAACAAUACCUAAAACUAUUUUAUUUACCCAGGCUUUAAUUAACUUUUGUAACAAACUAAUGACCCAACAUCAGACAAUUCCAUGCAUAGACAGCUUUAUACAUAAAUUAACUGAAGAAACAAAUAAGAGAUUUGGUCAGUUAGAAAAAGAUAUGCUGUUAGCUGAGGCAACAUUUUUGGAUCCUCGGUUCAAAAAAUAUGGAUUCAAAAAUCAUUUUGCUUUUCAAGACACCAAAAGAUCUAUUGUCAACAAAGGAAAAAUUAUAAUAAGUGAAAAAAAUGUACAGCAACGUAACUUGACAACUUACCCGAUACCACCGACAGCGAGUAAUAAAGAAGAUUCAAUUUGGAACGACUUUGAUUUGGAAGUUACUGAUAUAGUUCAGUCUCAGGAUCCAAAAGCGUUGAUGAUUAUCGAAGUAGAUAAGUAUCUUCAAGAACCUUUGAUUGCAAGAUCAAACGAUCCAUUAAAAUGGUGGAAUGAAAACAAAAAUAUUUACCCUACUUUGUUUGAAAUAAUGAAGCGGCGUUUUUGUAUACAAGGUACAUCUGUUCCGAGUGAACGUGUGUUUUCCAAAGGUGGACAAGUGAUCAAUUCAAAUAUGUUGAUCAAUAUCUUUGUCUGGAUGAUAAUUAUGAAUUUGAUCUUUAAAUUGAAAGAAGAUUUCCAAACAAAUUCUAAAGUCAUUGUAGUUCAUUGGGAUGGUAAACUUUUGCCUACAAGUAAAUUUAUUCAACAUGAUCGACUUCCAGUUAUAGUAACAUUGCAAGACUCGGAACAAUUAAUCGGAGUUCCAAAAUUAGAUUCCGGUACUGGUCAAAAUAUGGCAAAUGCUGUGUACGAAUUAUUAAACAAUUGGGACUUAUCCAAACGCGUGAAUGCACUGUGCUGUGACRCUACGGCUUCUAAUACAGGCAGAAUAAAURGGGCUUAUGAAUGGAUUAACAACACUGCGUAUAAUGAUGGAGCAAAUACUGUAACUCAUAUUAAUGUUGUUAAUGAUACGGCAGAAAGAGGAGUGAAGSUAAUUGAAGAAUAUAACAGCAUUUUAACUAAAGAUGAAGAACAAAAACAGUACCUACAGGCUACAACAAAUAGUAAAAAAUUAUAA